This is a messenger RNA of Eruca vesicaria subsp. sativa (arugula), 1015 nucleotides long. The record is from the annotation of a GenBank genome assembly. NCBI's taxonomy places the organism in Eukaryota, Viridiplantae, Streptophyta, Magnoliopsida, Brassicales, Brassicaceae.
AAAACACACAGAGAGAGAAAGAGAGAGAGAUCUGUUCGGUUAUUUCAUAGAUUUGAAUCAGAAUGUCUGGAGGCGAUGGAAACAACGGUGGAGGGAGACGCAAAGGCACGGUGAAGUGGUUCGACACCCAGAAGGGGUUCGGUUUCAUCACACCUGACGACAAUGGUGAAGAUCUCUUCGUUCACCAGUCCUCCAUCAGAUCUGAGGGUUACCGUAGCCUUGCUCCUGACGAAUCCGUCGAGUUCGAGGUUGAGGUCGACAGCAGCGGACGCAACAAGGCCAUCGAAGUCUCUGGACCCGACGGCGCUCCCGUUCUUGGAAACAGCGGCGGUUCAUCUGGUGGUCGUGGUGGCUUCGGCGGUGGUGGAAGAGGAGGGGGACGUGGUGGUGGUGGACGGGGAGGUUAUGGUGGUGACAGUUACGGAGGGGGAGGUUAUGGUGGCGGUGGUGGCGGUUACGGAGGAGGAGGUUAUGGUGGUGGUGGCCGUGGAGGCGGUGGUGGUGAUGGGGGUUGUUACAAGUGCGGAGAACAAGGUCACAUGGCGAGAGACUGUUCCCAAGGUGGUGGUUAUGGAGGAGGAGGUGGCUACGGAGGAGGUGGUGGCGGCGGCGGCAGGUUUGGCGGUGGAGGAGGCGGAGGGAGUUGCUACAGCUGUGGGGAGUCGGGUCACUUUGCGAGGGACUGCACAAGCGGCGGACGUUGAAGCAAGACAAGUUCAAGGCGGCUUGUAGAAGGGUAGAUCAGUCAUCUCGCCGCCUGCUAUCCCAAAUAUUAACUAUCUAUCUUUAUCUUUGGUGUUUUUAAUCAUUUGUGUUCGGAUUAUUAGGGCUUUGUGGUUAUGGUACUUUGUGAUGCGUAAGGAUCUGGAUUCGUAUUUGCAUGUUUUAAGAAACGUUUGCUCAUAGAUCUACUCUCGCUCUUUAUUCCAAGUGUUCCAGUUUUUUAUUUAUUUAAAGCUGUUACUGAAGUAUUUGGUUAAAAAAAAGGGUAUUAGAGCAACUCCAAUGGUGGGUA